Molecule: messenger RNA, 2571 nt
Organism: Auxenochlorella protothecoides
Lineage: Eukaryota; Viridiplantae; Chlorophyta; Trebouxiophyceae; Chlorellales; Chlorellaceae
Product: Gamma-tubulin complex component 2
Exons: 17
Coding region: 1-2571 (856 amino acids)
Biological process (GO): mitotic cell cycle; meiotic cell cycle; cytoplasmic microtubule organization
Cellular component (GO): spindle pole; equatorial microtubule organizing center; centrosome
Molecular function (GO): gamma-tubulin binding; microtubule minus-end binding
Source: RefSeq, a predicted model, not a curated record
AUGCAGGGCGACUCCAGGCGUCAGGUGGACACCCCGGGUGUCCGAGCAGCACUCGAGGCCAACCGUGCGCAGCUAGAGGUCAUGCGCUCCCGCCUCCUGGGCAAGACUCCGUUGCCAAGGAAGCUCGCCCAGGAUUACCACCCCAAGUAUGCCGAUGCCAUCCGAGCCACCCCUCCCCACUUAACAUCUCCAGACGGCGACAUUCCACCGGUGGGCGACCUCUUCACCCCCGACCCCAGCGCUCCCGAGCUCGCAAGAGGCACUGCUCCUCCGGCUCCGGCCCCACCCACCUGGACCAAGCAACGCCCGUUCCUCACCGGGUACUACCUCAUGGAGGCGGCGGCCGCGCAGCAGGAUGCAGCCCCGGCCCAGCUGGACAUUUUCCCGGCCGAGAUCCAGGAGUCCCUUUUGGUGGAUGGGCUGCUGUCGGCCUUCAUGGGUCUGAGCGGGGAGUACGUGUCUGCCACCAUGGAGCAUGGGGCUGGGGGUCCCAGUCUGCGCUACCGCAUCACGACCCACAGCCAAGUGGAGCCGGCGCUGGCGGAGAUGGCGGGGCGCAUGCUCCCCAUCUGCGAGGCCGCGGCGGUGGUCCAGCGCUUUGCCGAGACGCGCGACGACGCGCGCUGGGGCCUGGUGGCCCAGGCGCUGACGGGGGCGCUGCGCGCUUUGAUCCAGGACUGGCACGUCAUGGUGGCGCAGCUGGAGCACCAGAUGCACACCGGCAAGCUGACUCUGCAGGCGCUGUGGUACUAUGUGCAGCCGCCGCUGGAGGCGCUGCGGCUGGUGGCGGGGCUGUGCGCCGAGGCGUCGGCGCGCGGCCUGCGCGGCGCGCCGCUGCUGGACCUCCUGCACGAUCGCGCGGCGCGGUCCUUCGGCGACGCACGCGCGCACGCGCUGCUCACCCGCCUCCUACGCGCCGCCGCGGCGCCCUACUUUGCCAUGCUGGCGCGUUGGGUGGGGGAGGGCGAGCUGGCCGACCCCUGCGGCGAGUUCCUGGUCCAGGAGGACGCGAGUGUGCGGCCCGGCGCUCUGACGCACGAGGGCCAGUCCGCCUUCUGGCACGACCGCUGGCGGCUGCGACUGGCGGAGGCGGCGAUACUGGACGCAGGCAAGUAUCUAAACGUGCUCAAGUCCUGCGGCCAGGACCUGCCGGCCGAUGUUCUGGAACUCGGCGUUCCCCUGGAGUGGGACGAGGGCGGGCGGUACCUGCGCGCCCUGGAGCGCGCGCGGGCGGUGGCGGCCGGCGCCACCAUGCGCAUGCUGCGCGGCGACCGCGCGCUGGCCUCGGGCCUGGGGGUGCUGGGGCGCUACUUCCUCACCGCGCAGGGCGACCUGUUCGGCCACCUGAUGGACAGCGCGGGCGCCGAGUUCGGGCGCAUGGUGGCCGCGGUGCCCCUGCUCCAGCUCCAGGCCCUGCUGUCGGCGGCGGUGCGCGGCAGCUCGGCGGCCGCCGUCCCCGCCGCCGCGCAGCUGCGCGCCGCUUUCGACACGCGCUCAGUGCUCAACAUGCUGGUCAGCAUCACACAGACCGCGGCCGCCACUGCGGGGGUGGGGCAGCCAGGGUCCCCGCUGCGUAGGGGCCUGAAGCCCGUGACGCCGGCGCCCAUGUCCGCCAGCGAGCGCCAGACAGUCGGCCGGCAGAAGAACGCGCGCGAAUCGUUCAUGCUUUCCUACGCGGUACCCUGGCCUUUGAGCGUCGUCGCGCCCGAGGCCUGCAUGGCCCAGUACCAGAUGAUCUUCAGGCACAUGUUUGAGCUGAAAUGGGUGGAGCGGGAGCUAAACCGGGUGUGGCAGCUGCACCUCCAGACCCGCGGCCUGGCCAGCGUGCACAGCAGGACGGGGAGGAGCCUGGCGACAGGCAGGGGGCCCGCGCCCAGCCUCGGGCGCACGAGGGCGGCCUCGGCGGUCGCGCUGUCCCGCUCCUGCGCCGUCUGCCAGCUGGUCACCCACUUCUUCCGGCAGUACCUCCUGUACAUCACCUUUGAGGUGCUGGAGCCGCUGUGGCUCGCCUUCCAGCACCGCGUUCAAACCCUGGACAGCCUGGAUGAGGUGUUGGAGCAGCACCAUGCCUUCCUGCGCCGGGUGAUGAAGGGCUGCCUGCUGUCCCGCAAGGUCGUGCUCCUGCGCUCCCUGCUGGCGCUCAAGGACCUCGCUCUCCAGUUUGUCAAGGUGAGCGACCGUGUGCUGGGCGCCCUGGCAGAAGCCGGGGAGAAGGAGGUGGAGGCUGCGUAUGGCGGGCCCUGCGUCGACCGAGGCCGGCGGAGUUCCACAGCCGGGGAGGGUCCGGUGUGGGGCGAGCGGGCUGUCCGGGCGGCGCGCCGCCGAUCGACGUUGGACGCCGCGCUCUCCCAGCCCGUCUUUCUCAGCACCGUCAACACGCUGUAUGCGCGCUGCGUGGAGCGGGUGGGCGAGUUCAGGGCGCACCUGGCGGACGCGCACCGGGCCGCCGCCAGCGAGCGGUCCGACACGCGGGAGGAUCUGGAGUCGCUGCUCAAUCUGCAGCAGCGCCUGGACUACAACGCCUUCUUCCCCGAACCGCGGCCCAAAGCCCCCCCGCCACCCAGGGGUUGA